UACAAGUCUGCAAGGUUGUCAAAGACCGACCAUAUUAAGCAGAUCACGGUUUCUAUAAUAAUAUACAUAUAUAGUUCCAAGUCCAAAUUAAUACGCCACACGAUGCAGAGGUUGCAAAUAAGUUCACGGCCAUCCGAAGAGUUUCUGAUCAACCUCUCGCCGGAUUUUGCAAGCCCUGAAGGUGUUGUUGUCUACGACGUCCCCAAGAAGGAGCUAUCUCCGGUGUCUACCAAUGGAGAGAGAGCUAUUCACAUAAUCCCUCUUGUUCUUUUCCUAUGUGCUUUCCUUCUUUGGGUUUUUUCAAGUACAACCGUAUAGGAGUUACGUUGUUCAUUUGUGAUUCAUCACUUGAUAUCUAUAUAUAAAGUUUUAAAUAAAAGAUUUGCUCUAACAGGAUUAUUUA
Molecule: messenger RNA, 403 nt
Organism: Capsella rubella
Lineage: Eukaryota; Viridiplantae; Streptophyta; Magnoliopsida; Brassicales; Brassicaceae
Exons: 1
Coding region: 103-318 (71 amino acids)
Source: RefSeq, a predicted model, not a curated record